Molecule: messenger RNA, 2738 nt
Organism: Polistes canadensis
Lineage: Eukaryota; Metazoa; Arthropoda; Insecta; Hymenoptera; Vespidae
Product: E3 ubiquitin-protein ligase RNF14-like
Exons: 4
Coding region: 480-2090 (536 amino acids)
Biological process (GO): ubiquitin-dependent protein catabolic process; protein polyubiquitination; positive regulation of proteasomal ubiquitin-dependent protein catabolic process
Cellular component (GO): cytoplasm; ubiquitin ligase complex
Molecular function (GO): ubiquitin conjugating enzyme binding; ubiquitin protein ligase activity; zinc ion binding
Source: RefSeq, a predicted model, not a curated record
AUUAGGACAGAAGAAUUGUUUUCUUAUUAUUUUUUUUUGUUUUAAACUAUAUUUUUAAAACAAUGGAAUAUAAAUUAAAGUCAUAUUUCAAAUCAAGAAGCCUUUCUUACUCAACUAUAGUUCAAUUCGUCAUUCAUAGCUCGAUAGUAUUCGAGAGUGUUCAAUUUUACGAAGUUAAUAUCAAAAGUAAAUAUUUUAUUUGAUAAGUGUUAAUUUGAGGUUGGAAAUUGUAUUAAAACAUUGAUAGUAAUUAUAAAAUUACUCAUUAUAAAAAUUCAUUUUAACAAAGAAUCGAUUUAUUACAUUGAUUUCAUAAUCUAACCUUGACAGGUAUUUAAAUAAUUUAUUUACCAAAGAAGAAAAUAAAAUAUAUCAUAGAAAUAGAAAAGAGAAAAGUUGAGAGAGACAAAACGUUAUAACAAGAAACAAAUAAUAAAGAAGACAAAUAAAAAGAAACAUUUAAAAAUACUCGAUUUUCAAUGGAUAGUGAAAAACAGAAAGAUGAAAUUACUGCUUUAGAAAGCAUCUACAAUAAGGAAGAAUUUUCUUAUUCCAAUGAUGAUAAACUUUUUCAGUGUAAUUUCAAGAUAUUUAUAACUCUUCCAGAAGAAUAUUAUUUUACGUAUAAAGAUACUAGACAUUCAGAAAAAUCAAUAGAGACAGUACAAAUAUCACAUUUACCACCAUUGUCAUUGUAUGUUACUUUACCAGAAGAUUAUCCUUCCACUUCACCGCCAAUGUUUUCGUUGUCUACAGUUUGGUUAUGCCAUGCACCACUUGCUAAAUUGUGCAAGAAGUUAGAUAGUUUAUGGGAAGAAAAUAAAGGCCUGGAAAUAUUGUUUGUAUGGGUUGGAUUUUUACAGCAUGAAACCUUACAAUUUUUAAAUAUAAAACAAUCUAUUAGCAUGGACUCUGUUUAUACGUCUUAUAAAAUAACUUUGGAAAAAGCGCAGAAUUCUGAAAGACACGUAGAAGAAUCAAGUUUACCAAAGCACGUAGAAGAGAACGAAGCAAAAGAAACUGUUGCUAAAGAUAUGAAUAACAGUAGUAGAAGUAGUUGUAGUGAUAAAAGUAAUAAAAGUAGUAAAAAGGAAUUUCAGAGGCAACGUUAUAAAGGGAUAGAAAAUAGAAAAAUAGAUAAGAGAGCUUUUUCUGAUUGUCCCUUUGGAAAGAAUCCAAUUCAAGUUUUAAUAGAUUAUAACGAGAAACGUAAUCAUAUUGAAUUCAACAGAAGUUUGUAUACUUGUAAAAUUUGUUUUACAGAUAAGUUAGGAGAACAUUGUUUUAAAUUUUUACCCUGUUCUCAUAUAUUUUGUAAAACUUGCAUCAGUGGUUAUGUAGAAGUCAAAAUUAAAGAUGGGGAUGUAAAAAAUAUUUCUUGUCCCGAACAAAAAUGUACUUCUGAAGCAACACCUGGACAAAUUAAAGAUUUGGUUAGUCCAGAAAUGUUUGCUAAAUAUGAUUCUAUAUUAUUAAGUGUUACGUUAGAUACUAUGACAGACAUAGUUUACUGUCCAAGACGUCAUUGUCAAUAUCCAGUCAGUCGUGAUCUUAAUGAAGGAAUGGCAAACUGUCCUGUAUGUCAAUAUGCAUUCUGUGUCUAUUGUAAAAUGGUUUAUCAUGGUAUAGAACCAUGUAAAGUGGCUUCAACUGAAAAGCAACAAUUAGUUAACGAUUAUCAAGCUGCUUCAGACAAUGAAAAACUUCUAAUGGAAAAGAGAUAUGGUAAAAAACAACUUCAAAUAUUAGUUGAAAAUACUAUGUCAGAGAAUUGGAUCAAAGUAAAUAGUCAAAAUUGUCCUCAUUGUUGUGCUGCUAUUGAGAAAUCCGACGGUUGUAAUAAAAUGACUUGUUAUAAAUGCCACACAUACUUCUGUUGGUUAUGUGGAUUAAAAUUAAAUCCACAAGAACCAUAUUUGCACUACCGUAAUCCGGAUUCUCCGUGCUUUAAUAUGUUAUAUCAUGGCUUAAUGGUAAAUGAUGACGAAGACGAUUAUGAUUUUCUGUUUCCUGAAAUAUUAGAUGACAAUAUUCAAGGUUUUUCUGAUGAUGAAGAUUACGAAGAUGAUGGUUUAAUCAUUGAUUAUUAGUUUUUUUUUAAUAAUAUCAUUACAAACAAUUUUAAUUUAUUAUUAUUUUUGAAAUCAUAAAAUACAUGUACUUUAUUUUUCUUCUUUCAUCAUAUUAUUUCUUUCUAAAAAGGUCAUUAUUAUUUUGUUUCAUGGGAAUAAAAUAUGAGAAAUUAAGAAAAUUCUUUUGUUGAAGCUUUACAAUGUAUUUUAUAAAAUUAAAUAUUUCAAAUGUACGAAAACUACUUAAAUUGGUUUGUUAAUUUAUAAAUAUAACUGUACAGUUAUUGAUUUUGCACGAGAUACAAAUUUUUAUCGAAAAUUAAAAUUUGUUUUUCAAAACUAAAUGUAGUAAAUCUUUAAAUCUGACCCUUGUAGAGGUAAUAGUAGAUUCGUUCGUUGCUGACCCUCUGGUGGGAAAGGUAUAAUUGUUACCGAUCAAUGCCUUAGUUUGAAAAUUAAGUAAGUGCGGAUUUUUUCGAUUAAAAUAACUGCACUCACUUAAGCAAAAAAAAGUUGGCAUAAAACCGCAACAGCAGAAAGAAAGAAAUUUAUUACAUAUAUCUAUAAUUUAAAGCGCAGAGAAGUGUUUUAAUAGUUCGAUAAUGUAAAAAACUCAUUGUAAUUUUCAAGACGAUGUCUUAUCACGAUUGUACAUUUAUUAAUACU